This is a messenger RNA of Anisakis simplex (herring worm), 2697 nucleotides long. The record is from the annotation of a GenBank genome assembly. Lineage: Eukaryota; Metazoa; Nematoda; Chromadorea; Rhabditida; Anisakidae.
UUUUUGAAUUGCAGACUCUGUGCCACAUUUCAGUGGUCAGUAAACAAGAAAGUCAAGAUGAAUAUUGAUCCAGAUGAAGAGGAUGACAUGGAGAGAUUUGAAAUUGAUGAUCGCGAUAUCGAAUUCGCGAUCAAUCCGGACGCAAGACGUGGACUUUCUAAAAAUCAACAACUCUAUGGUAUUUGGGCUGAUCGUGAAGAGAGUGAUGACGAAGAGGAUUCACAUGCUGGAUUUGGAUCGGCAACGAGGUCGGGAAAGCGAGGCAAGAACUACUCGGCACCAGUCGCGUUCGUCAGUGGUGGUGUUAAGCAUGGUAAUCGCAUCGAAGGAGAGUCGAAAGAAGAGAACGAUGACGAUGAACCGAUUCGCUUCGACCAACAUCGGACACGUCGUACAACAACGAAACGACAGAUGGGCGCUAAUGUGUUCGCUGGUCUGCGGUCAUCAACAGUGCACAGUACGGUUGAUCCGGAUAAAUUUGCCGAUUGGGCGAAGCAUUCGAAAACUGACGUGUUGAUGAAAAUGAUGAGAAAUAUGGGAUACAUACCUGGUCAAGGUCUUGGCGCUAAUAAGCAGGGAAUCGUGGAGCCCGUUCUCUUGGCGCUAAUAAGCAGGGAAUCGUGGAGCCCGUUCAGGCAGUGCUACGGCCGGGACGUGCCGCAAUUGGUGCAUAUGGUAAGGAAUCGAAAGGACCGAAGUUUGGAGAUUCCGUUAAUACUUUUGUUGUGUGCUUCAGAAUCUGCAGCCGACGCUCAGCGGCGAAAAGAUGAUGCUGAAACGCUUGAGGAAGCAUCCGGUGGCACGAAACAACGUCGCGGCAAUUGGAAGAAAGCAGGAGUUGGUGGCAUUCGGAAAUCGCUCACGUAUCAAUUCAAAACAAUCGAUGAGGUUAUCGCCGAGGGUGGUGCACUAAAGAAACGACUCGAAGUGUCUUCUGGAAUCAAAGUAAUCGAUAUGACUGGAAAAGAGCAAAAAGUGUACUCGGGAUAUGAGGCAUACGCUGCAAAAACACGAGCAGUUGCCGAAACAGAAAAAGAGCACCUCGCAUUCGAUGUGCCCGAGUUGAUGCAUAAUUUGAAUGCGUUGGUUGAUAUGACUGAAGAAACGAUACGCGCCAAUAAUCAUCAAUUACGUUUUCUUGAGGAUCAGACGACAGCAUUAGAGAACGAUCGAGUGCAGUUGAAUGUGGCAUUGACGAAGGAGCGUGAUGAACAGAAGCGAAUGAAGGAGGUUUUGGAGAUGCUGGAGAAGUUUGUUUCUGUUCAAAUUCAUUUGAUUAUCGCAAAUGAGAAUUUUUCAAGAGGCAUCGAGGUUGGUAGCAGCGACAGUGACAGUGAGCCAAUGCUGCAGAAAUGUCGUGGAUUGUUCGAAAAAUUACAGAAAGAUUAUUAUGAGGAAUAUCGAUUGUUCAAUCUGGAUCAAGUGGCAGUCGCUAGUGUAUUGCCACUGAUUCAAAAACAUUUCGCGUCAUGGAAUCCGUUGGAUGAGAAACAAGUCGAUUAUGGUUAUGCGCUAAUGGCUGAUUGGAAAAAGAUUCUGGAGGCUGAAGAACGCUUCGUGCUAGGAACAACGAAAAGUUUAGAAAAUUUGUCUCCGUUCGAGCGACUGCUGUGGGAUGGUUGGAUGCCAGCGAUAAGACGUGCAGCGUUGAGGUGGGAUCCACGAGAUGAUGCCACGUCGAUGUUGUCUGUAGUCGACAAAUGGUUGUCGUUGCUGCCAAUUUGGAUGCGCGAGAAUCUUCUUGAACAGAUAGUGAUCCCGCGCAUUUCGGCUCAAGUCGAGGAAUGGAAUCCGUUGAUUGACCAUAUUCCAAUUCAUACAUGGAUGCAUCCAUGGCUCGAUAUUAUGGGUGAUCGUCUGCAACCAGUCUUCUCACCUAUCCGCCAAAAGCUAGCAAAGGCACUACGAGAAUGGAAUCCUACGGAUCAUAGCGCCUUAUCGAUGCUUCGUCCAUGGAAGGGUGUCUUCGCAGCGGCAACAAUGUCAGCAUUUCUCUCGCAAAAUAUCACACCAAAACUCGAAAAAGCGUUACGCGAAAUGGAUUUUGACCCCACCAAGAACAAGCGUUAUGAUGAAUUUUAUGCAACCUUGUCGUGGGUGGAAAUGUUGGGUGCCGAUAAUAUUGCGGGUAUUUUCGUAAGAAGUUUCUUCCCGAGGUGGUACGAAACAUUAUGCAUGUGGUUAGAAGCGCCUGGUGUGGUAAUGGAAGAGGUGGCGAUGUGGUAUAACGAAUGGAAAGGUCGAUUUCCAAUCGAAAUCUCGUCACUUCACGUUAUUCGAGAACAGUUGAUGCGCGCACUGUUAGCAAUGAAUGAAGCUCAACAAGGACUACGCAUCAGUCGUCAACCCCAACCUCAGAGUGUUGCUUCUCCGGCUCAUCUACCUCCACAUCCACAAAUGCCAUCUGGUAUGAUGCACAGUGGCACACCACCUGGACUACCUCAUCGACCUCCACCACCACUGCAGUCACAACUCUCCUUCAAAUUGGCACGUUUUUUGCAGGAUGUACUUGAGUUACGAGCACGUCAAGCAGGCGUUUUGUUUGCGCCUCAAGGUAAUAAGUUCUACGAUGGUAAACGGGUGUUCACAUUUGGACAUAUGUCGAUUUAUUUGGAUCGUAACGUCAUCUUCGCAUUCAACACUGAUGCACAACAAUGGGCACCGAUCGCUCUCGAUCAUCUUCUUACAAUUUGCUGA